This is a messenger RNA of Ictalurus punctatus (channel catfish), 6088 nucleotides long. It is a transcript of the gene slco5a1b, whose product is annotated as solute carrier organic anion transporter family member 5A1b. The transcript is spliced from 23 exons. The coding region runs from base 76 to 3051 and encodes 991 amino acids. Gene Ontology annotation, cellular component: secretory granule. Gene Ontology annotation, biological process: protein dephosphorylation. NCBI's taxonomy places the organism in Eukaryota, Metazoa, Chordata, Actinopteri, Siluriformes, Ictaluridae. The record is from RefSeq and is a predicted model, not a curated record. Gene Ontology annotation, molecular function: protein tyrosine phosphatase activity.
CACACACACACACACACACACACACUGAAGCCUGAAAAAGCAGCGAAAUGGAUUUUUAGCGCGCUUGUGUGAUGGAUGUAUGAGAGAAGGAUGGAUUCCGUGUACCUGCUUCUGUCUCUUCUCGCUCUCCAAGUGCGUCUCAUCACCGCGGCCGAGAGUAAACACGGUUGCCUGUUUGAGGAGAAUCUGUGUAUGAACUAUGAAAUUUGUGUUAAUGAUGGCAUGUUUGGCCAUUGUCAGAUGAUGAUGGGAACAGAUGUGUACACAUAUGAUAUCACACCAGCGACCCUGCAGAGAUUUCGUACACUACUCUUGAAACUUUCACUUCAAGGCCUUUCAUGGGAAGAUGAUGUCACUCAGCAGGCCCUUCAUAAAGAGUUUUCUAAACUACACAGGAUCCCCCUGUUACCGCCUGACUCAAGACAAAUGGUAAAGACUGCUGCUGUGGAAGAUGAAAGACUGAAGUCACUGGAAGAGAAGCUUAGCAAAAGUCUGCAGAAGUAUUUGCUGAACCUGAGACUGCUGCCUAAACUAGAUGGUCAGAUCACCAAAACGAAGUCUUCUGUGUCACCAGCAUAUUAUCGUUCUGGAAAACCAAACAAUAAACUCGGCUCAAUCCCACCUGAGUUCACCCCAGAUUCACCUUAUCAGUCAGCUACAUUCCCUGACCUUACUCGUUAUCAGAGUGACACAGUGUACAACACACAACAGCAGGAUGAUUCAGACUUCCCUCUUACUGCCCUAAAGCAGUAUGUGUCUCAGAAAAUGGCAUCUGGGCAGAGAGCUAGACCAAAAACAGAGCCAGUAAUCCCAAAGGGUGGAUCCUCACAGUUGCUUGUCAAAGAGCCCCUGACUCCAGUAGAUGAGACCUUUAUCCGAAAUGUUCUACGCAAUGUAGUCAGGCACAAUGUAGAUGUGGCACGUCUGAGUGCAGCAGAACUGGACCAGCUAGCCUCUCUCAUAGCUGAUGCCCUGCAGGUAGUGGAGAAGAAAGCAGAAAAGGGAUACAGACCCAGAGACCUGCAAACAGAUGACCUACAAACUGAGGACCAGGAAACUGGAGAAUUGAUGCUCAAUAAUCAGCAGCCAGUAGCAGAUAAAUGGGAUGAAAAUACCUCAGAGUCAGUACAGCAACUAAGUGAAGAAACUUCACCAAUCAGUCAAAUAUUUGAGACCAUGCCGUCUGUGUCAGGGGGACAAAAAAGGAAGGAGGACAGAUCUAAAGCAGACCAUAAGGAAGUAGAAUUAUUGGGGAAGUUAAUAGAGUAUCUGGAUAAGACCUCCCUCUCGGAGCCGAGCCCACCUGUAAAGGGGCAGGGCAUAUCUGUCGAGAGAGUACACAGCAGGACAACCCAGCUGGAUGUAAAAGUACAGAAGAAGGCCAUGGAACAAGUGGAGGAGGUGGAGGGCUGGGUGGAGGCUGCUGCUCUAGCACCCUCUUCUGUCCGAGAGAUGGAUAUUACCCCACACCGCCAAAAUGUGAAAGUGCAGGAUCUGCAACUUGAUGUACAGACCAACAGUAACAGUGAUGUCUAUGGCUACAUCAUUACAGAUACGGAUUCUCUUCCCACCGAUCAGGGUUUGCACCUGAUGGAGCUGUUGUGUCGCAGAGCAAAGAUCCAGAUGACUGAUUUCCUGGAGCUUUCUGUUGUUGGUCCAGCUGUGACAUUCCAGGUCCGCACUAAUGAUCAGAAUAUCACCACAGCUGCUAUUGCCAAUGUGGCUGUUAGUCAGAAGGCUGCACUAGAGAAGGAGGCUGGUGUCACCAUUUUGGAGGCAGGAGUUACGGAUAAGACUAAAUUGAGUCAAAUUCCUACUAAGUACAGCCACUCAGAAUCUAUGAAGUUCCUCAUCCUUACGGUAAUAUCCAUCGUGUGCAUCACCGUGGUCCUGUUGAUCUCUAGCAUUAUCUACUGUCUGCGCCAUCGAUCGCAUCACAAACUCAAAGAAAAACUCAGCAACCUCAGCACAGACCCCACUACUGAAGCCACAGCUACCUACCAGGAGUUGUGUAGGCAGCGGAUGGCUGUGAAGCCCCCAGUGGAAAGGGCAGAGCUUCGACAGUCCUCUCGCAUCAACAGUGUGUCUUCUCAGCUGAGUGACGGACCAAUCCUUAGCCCCUCUGCCCGAACGAGCACUUCCUCCUGGAGUGAAGAGCCUGCCCACACAAACAUGGACAUCUCUACUGGACAUAUGAUACUGGCAUAUAUGGAGGAUCACCUGAAGAAUAAGAACAGGUUGGAGAAGGAGUGGGAAGCUCUGUGUGCGUAUCAGGCAGAACCGAACACCUGCAGUGUUGGCCAGAGAGACUCCAAUGCCAAGAAGAACCGCACCACUACUAUCAUACCUUAUGAUCAUUCUAGGAUUUGCCUGAAAGUGGAGAACAGCCAAGGCAACUCUGAAUACAUCAAUGCUAGUCCUAUUAUGGAUCAUGACCCCAGGAAUCCAGCUUACAUUGCCACUCAAGGUCCUCUGCCCUCGACUGUUUCUGACUUCUGGCAGAUGGUGUGGGAAAGCGGGUGUGUGGUGAUCGUCAUGUUGACUCCUCUAACAGAAAGUGGAGUUAAACAGUGUUACCACUACUGGCCAGAUGAGGGCUCCAACCUCUACCAUAUAUAUGAGGUUAACCUGGUGUCAGAACAUGUGUGGUGUGAGGAUUUCCUGGUUCGUAGUUUUUACUUGAAGAACAUGCAGACCAAUGAAAGUCGCACAGUCACCCAGUUCCAUUACCACACAUGGCUCAACCAGCAUACACCCGAGACCAGCCAGACUCUGCUCGACUUCCGCAGAAAAGUAAAUAAAUGCUACAGAGGAAGGUCCUGCCCCAUCAUAGUUCACUGCAGUGAUGGAGCAGGGAGGACUGGGACAUACAUACUGAUUGAUAUGGUUCUGAAUAAGAUGGCUAAAGGUGCUAAAGAGAUUGAUAUUGCUGCUACACUGGAACACCUGAGAGAUCAGAGACCUGCCAUGGUUCAAACCAAGGAGCAGUUUGAGUUUGCAUUGACUGCAGUAGCAGAAGAAGUGAACGCUAUCCUCAAAUCCCUUCCUUAGUGAGAAAUCAUGCAGCAAGAGGCAUCCCCUCUUCCUCUCCUGCUUAUUUUCUUCCUCAUUCUCUGCCCGAUUCUCUCUAUCUGGAUAGUGUAUAUAUAUACUUAGAACUGUCAUUCAGAGCCUUUUCCCAAUUUUUAUUUGUUCUGCCCUUGCAGUGCAGACAUUCUACUGAUAUUAAAAAGAUAUAUGUUUGGAUAUAUUAGUCAUAUAGCUUAGAUUUUUACCCACAUAUGAAUGUGCAUUUAAUUUUUGGCCACUCUUACAUGUCUGGUGGCUGGUGGCCCAUGUUUAAUCAUUGUCAAAUGUAACAUUGUGAUAAGCUGCCAAUAGCUUGUUUACAAUGCUGUAAAGAGCAUUUAAUACAUCUGCAUCUAAAAUUAUGCUGCAAUAGUAAUAAAAAGUUGAUUAUUGAUAAUAUAAGAUAUGGAAAGUGCUCUUGAAGAUGUACUUGGUAAAGGCACAAAUGCUGGUAAAUGUAUGUCUGUUUUAAAGGAAUAAAUUCAGUAUCAAGGUCUGCAAAGACAGUUCUAUUUCAUCACUCCUAUCCACCAGAGGCAGUAAGAAUGACCUGCAUACCUUCUUUUGUACAUGUGCAAACCUGCCAAGACAUUCCAACAAAGCACAAAGUGCCCUGUAAUUCAGUAUUUGCAAUAAAUCUUUUUAGCAGCUAGUGUCUACAGUUGGUACGGGUAACUUCCAAAGAUGCGCUAUAGUUUUGCUAAGUAGAGCCACUCACAUUCUCCCUACUGGGUUGGGUUCUCUCUCUGUGCCAUUGCCUCCAUGCAUUUCAUAUGGACUGCCACCUAGUCUGUGAAUACUUGCUGUUAGUGUGGGUGAGAGGUUCUCCCUUACCAUACUGCUUUCAUCCUAAGCUUAAUAAGUUAGCUGGACUCUAACUCGUGAAUACCAGAUCUGGAGCCAUUUCCAUUUUUGAGCUGUAUAAAGGCAGCCUCAUCUCCCCUGAUGGCCAGAGGCAUCAGGAUACUGCCAUAUUUCGAUCCUCUGCACCCUACUAACGAGAAGGCUAUUCGGGACACAUACACCCUACUGAGAACACUGUGUGGUGCUCUGUGUCAUGGUGAACUCAGAAGAGGCAGUGUCCACAGUGCUGUACUGAAGGCCAUUAAGGCCACUCUUUACAAUCCAAUACAAAUGCCAAAUUGAAAACUCUAAAAACCUUUUGCUAGGGAUCACUUCAGUAUAGAUUAUAUGUGGCCACAUGACUCUGGGGUGACACUGGGGCUAAACCUGGGUUUUCUACUCAAAGUCAUAUCAACCAAUCAACUUUGUGGUCCCCAGUACAGACCCUACAGUACUAUUUAGACUGAACAGCAGCCAUCUGAUCCGCAGACCAUAUUACUAAAAUGUUAUAUGUUUGGAUAUAUUCAUAUAGCUUUAGGUUUUAACCUACAUAUAAAUUCAACCACUGAGUGGUGGACAUCAUCAACAGGGCCUGUGGAGGGACUGAUUCUAUGAACAACGGGUAACCACCAGGGUUCUUUGUCAUUUGGAACCAGCUUUGACCCAACACAAAGUCUUAGAGAAGGUUCCAGGGCAAAAUAAUUGAAUAACAAUGUAAUUUAUUGCAAAUAAUGCAUCAUGUUUCACUUUAUUACUUUGUUGCAAGGUCUUGGCAUAUAUACAGUGGUGCUUGAAUUUUAUAUAUAUCUGCAUAACUAUAACCUAAAACCUAAAAAUCAUCAAAUCCUAAGUCAGACCAUCAGAUCAAGUCCUAAAAGUAGACAAAGAGAGCCCAAUUAAACAAACGAUACAAAAAUAUUAUACUUGGUCAUUUAUUUAUUAAUGAAAAUUAUCCAAUAUCUACAUAUCUGUGAGUGGCAGAAGUAUGUGAACCUCUAGGAUUAGCAGUUACUUUGAAGGUGAAAUUAGAGUCUGGUGUUUUCAAUCAAUGGAAUGGAAAUCAGGUGUGAGUGAGCACCUAGUUUUAUUUAAAGAACAGGGAUCUAUCAAAGUCUGAUCUUUACAAUACAUGCCAAGUGUAUCAUGGCACAAAGAAAUGAGAUUUCUAAGGACCCCAGAAAAAGAAUAGUUGAUGCUCAUCAGGAUGGAAAAGGUUACAAAACCAUCUCCACCAAUCCACAUUCUGACAGAUUGUGUACAAAUAGAGGAAGGUCAAGAUCACUGUUACCCUCCCUAGGAGUGGUCAGCCAACAAAGAUCACUCCAAGAGCAAGAUGUGUAAAAGUCCAUGAGGUCACAAAUGAACCCAGGGUAACUUGUAAGCAACUAACGGUUUCUCUCACAUUGGCUAAUGUUAAAAUUUCAUGAGUCCACCAGCAGGAGAAUACUGAACAACAAUGAUCUACAUGGCAGGGUUGCAAGAAGAAAGCCACUGCUCUCUAAAAAGAACACAGUUGCCCAUCUGCAGUUUGCUAAAUAUCUGGGCAAGCCAGAAGGCUACUGGAAAUGUUUUGUGGAAGGAUGAGACCAAAAUAGAACUGUUUGGUUUAAAUGAAAAGCAUUAUGUUUGGAGAACGGAAAACACUGCAUUCCAGAUAAGAACCUUUUCCCAUCUGUGAAACAUGGUGGUUGUAGAAUCAUGGUUUGGGCCUGUUUUGUUGCAUCUGGGCCAGUACAGCUUGUCAUCAUUGAUGGAACAAUGAAUUCUGAAUUAUACAAGCAAAUUCUAAAGGAAAAUGUCAGGACAUCUGUCCAUGAACUGAAUCUCAAGAGAAAAUGGGUCAUGCAGCAAGUCAACAACCCUAAGCACACAAGUCAUUCUCCCAAAUAAUGGUUAAAGAAGAAUAAAGUUAAUGUUUUGUAAUGGCCAAUCAAAUUCCUGAAAUUAAUCCAAUAGAAAUGUUGUGGAAGGACCUGAAGCAAGCAGGUCAUGGGAGGAAACCCGCCAACAUCCCAGAGUAGAAGCUGUUCUAUACUGAAGAAUGGGCUGAAAUUCCUCCAAGCCGAUGUGCAGGACUGAUACUGAACUCGUGUUGAUAUUUAUGUAAAGCUGCUUUGAGACACCGUCUAUUGUAAAAAGCGCUAUACAAAUAAAAUUGAAUUGAAUUGAAUUGAAU